AUGGGCUUGCCGGUGGAUUUCGACGACAGACAAACACACAUCGAAUCUGAGGCUGAAUCAUACCAUCCCUAUGAUUACCAAACAGAGAACAACGGCUCAUGGGCUGGCGCCCUGCCGGUGAAGCAAGGAUUGUAUGAUCCUGAUUUGGAGAAGGAUGCCUGUGGUGUCGGUUUUGCCUGCCACAUCAAGGGCCAGGCAAGCCACAAGAUUGUCAGCGAUGCACGAAACCUUCUGUGCAACAUGACCCACCGUGGAGCGGUGGGUUCAGAUGCUCGAGAUGGUGAUGGCGCAGGUGUGAUGACUUCGAUCCCCCACAAGUUCUUCAUCAAGAACUUUGAGCGCGAGGUUGGCAUUAAGCUGCCGCCUCUGGGCCAGUACGCCGUGGGAAACCUUUUCUUUAAGCCGGACGAGGAGACUCUGCAGGAGUCAAAGAGGCAAUUGGAAGAUAUUGCCGACUCGUUGGGCCUCAGAGUCUUGGGCUGGCGUGAAGUACCCGUAGACUCUACUCUUCUUGGCCCCGCUGCCAAGUCCCGCGAGCCUACCAUUUUGCAACCCUUUGUCGUGCUUGCAUCUGCAUAUGGCUCUGGAGAUGCGCCUGAAACGACGGAUCCCGAGAAGUUCGAUGACAGAUACUUCGAGAGACAGCUCUAUGUGCUGCGAAAGCGUGCCACCCACACUAUCGGUCUCCAGAACUGGUUCUACUUGUGUUCCUUGUCAAACAGAAACAUUGUUUACAAGGGACAGCUUGCCCCUGUGCAGGUUUAUCAGUACUAUCACGAUCUGGUGAACGCUGACUAUCAAGUGCACUUUGCCCUGGUGCACUCCCGUUUCUCCACCAACACUUUCCCUUCAUGGGAUCGUGCGCAGCCUCUGCGAUGGGCAGCACACAACGGUGAGAUCAACACCCUCCGUGGUAACAAGAACUGGAUGCGCGCCCGAGAGGGUGUCAUGCAGUCUGACAUCUUCGGCGAUGAGCUCGAGCAGCUCUACCCCAUCGUUGAGGAUGGUGGUUCCGAUUCUGCUGCUUUCGACAACGUCUUGGAGCUGUUGACCAUCAACGGUGUCCUGUCUCUUCCCGAAGCCGUCAUGCUGAUGGUUCCGGAGGCAUGGCAAGGCAACACUGCCAUGGACCCUAAGAAGGCCGCAUUCUACGAGUGGGCAGCAUGCCAGAUGGAGCCGUGGGACGGCCCGGCCCUCUUCACCUUCGCUGAUGGUCGUUACUGCGGUGCCAACCUGGACCGAAACGGUCUGCGUCCCUGCCGUUACUACAUCAUGGAUGAUGACCGCAUCAUCUGCGCCUCCGAAGUUGGCACCAUCCCCAUUGAGCCCGAGAAGGUCAUCCAGAAGGGUCGUCUGCAGCCGGGUCGCAUGCUUCUUGUCGACACCAAGGCUGGACGCUUGAUUGACGAUGCGGAGCUCAAGGCUGCUGUCGCCAACCGAGCUGACUUCCGCUCGUGGAUCGACACCGAGCUUCUCACCAUGCCCAAGAUCCUCACCCAGUCGACUGAGUCAGGCCUGGACGUUGCUCCUAAGCCCGAUGCUACAAAGCUUCAAGAGGAUCCUCUCUUGUUGGCUUAUGGCUACACCCAUGAGCAAGUUAGCUUGCUGCUGGCUCCCAUGGCUUCUGACGAGAAGGAAGCUCUUGGCUCUAUGGGUAACGACGCUCCUCUGGCCUGCUUGUCUCAGGCUCCCCGUCUGCUGUACGAGUACUUCCGUCAGCUGUUUGCUCAGGUCACCAAUCCUCCCAUUGAUCCUAUCCGAGAGUCCGUUGUCAUGUCCCUUGACUGCUACGUCGGACCUCAAGGAAACCUGUUGGAGAUGGACUCGACCCAGUGUGGCCGUCUCCUGCUGCCCAGCCCCAUCCUGUCCAUCCCCGAGUUCAACUCUCUCACAAACAUGUCGAAGCUGUACCCCGACUGGACAGUCAAGACGAUUGACCUCACGUUCCCCAAGAAGGAUGGUGUUGCUGGUUACCUGAAGCACCUCGAGCACAUCUGCAACGAGACUACUGCCGCUAUCGAGGCACGCGACAGAAUCAUUGUCUUGUCCGACCGCAAGACAUCUGCCGACCGUGUGGCUGUGUCUGCUCUUCUGGCCUCUGGUAUGGUCCACCACCACCUUGUCAGCAACAAGUGGCGAUCCAUGGCUGCCAUCGUCGUCGAGACUGCCGAGGCUCGUGAAGUUCACCACAUGUGUGUUCUCCUCGGAUACGGUGCCGACGCCGUCAACCCUUACCUUGCCAUGGAAUGCAUCAUCAAGCUCAACCGCGAGGGUCUUAUCCGUAAGAAGCUCACCGACGAUGCUUUGAUUGCCAACUACAAGCACUCUUGCGAUGGUGGUAUCCUCAAGGUCAUGAGCAAGAUGGGUAUCUCCACUCUUGCCUCCUACAAGGGUGCUCAGAUUUUCGAGGCCCUCGGUAUCGAUGACGAUGUCGUUGAGAGAUGUUUCAAGGGAACUGCCUCCCGUAUCAAGGGUGCUACCUUUGAGAUCAUUGCUGAGGAUGCUUUCCGAUUCCACGAGAGAGGUUUCCCCUCCCGCGAGACCAUUGGCGUCACCGGUCUUCCGGAGUCUGGCGAGUACCAUUGGCGUGAUGGUGGCGAGGCUCACAUCAACGACCCCACCUCUAUUGCCAACAUCCAGGAUGCAGUCCGCACCAAGAACGACAAGUCCUACGAGGCAUACUCUCGAUCGGAGUACGAGCAGAUCAAGGCUUGCACGCUUCGUGGUAUGCUUGACUUCAAGUUUGACGAAUGUACGCCGAUCCCUAUUGAUCAGGUUGAGCCCUGGACCGAGAUCGUACGACGCUUCUGCACGGGUGCCAUGUCAUACGGUUCCAUCUCCAUGGAGUCUCACUCGACAUUGGCGGUUGCCAUGAACCGUCUCGGUGGCAAGUCCAACACCGGUGAAGGUGGUGAGGACCCCGAGCGAUCGCAGGUUAUGGCCAACGGUGACACCAUGAGAUCUGCCAUCAAGCAGAUUGCCUCUGGACGAUUCGGUGUCACCUCGGCUUACCUCGCUGACUCCGAUGAGCUCCAGAUCAAGAUGGCUCAGGGUGCCAAGCCCGGUGAGGGUGGUGAGCUUCCUGGACACAAGGUCUCCAAGUCUAUCGCCAGAACUCGUCACUCCACCCCUGGUGUCGGUCUGAUCUCACCUCCUCCUCACCACGAUAUCUACUCUAUUGAGGACUUGAAGCAACUGAUCUACGACCUGAAGUGCUCCAGCCCUCGGUCCAGAGUCUCUGUCAAGCUUGUCUCUGAGACCGGUGUCGGUAUCGUCGCCUCUGGUGUCGCCAAGGCCAAGGCCGACCACAUCCUGAUCUCUGGUCACGACGGUGGUACCGGUGCUUCCCGAUGGACCGGUAUCAAGUACGCCGGUCUUCCUUGGGAGUUGGGUCUCGCCGAGACCCACCAGACCCUUGUCCUCAACGACCUCCGUGGCCGUGUCGUUGUCCAGACUGAUGGUCAGCUCCGAACUGGUCGUGAUGUUGCCAUUGCCUGCUUGCUCGGUGCCGAGGAGUGGGGUUUCGCUACUACUCCCUUGAUCGCCAUGGGCUGUAUCAUGAUGAGGAAGUGCCAUUUGAACACUUGCCCCGUGGGAAUUGCUACGCAGGAUCCUGAGCUCCGCAAGAAGUUCACUGGUACUCCCGAGCAUGUCAUCAACUUCUUCUACUACGUCGCCAACGAGCUCCGUGCCAUCAUGGCCCAGCUUGGUUUCCGUACCAUCAACGAGAUGGUUGGUCAUGUAGAGGUCCUCAAGGUCAAGGAUGAGCUCCGAACCAACAAGACCGCCAACAUCGAUCUCUCCCUGAUCCUCACCCCUGCUCACAAGCUGCGUCCUGGCGUUGCCACCUUCAACGUCCGCAAGCAGGAUCACCGCCUCUAUGUCCGCCUGGACAACAAGCUCAUCUCAGAGGCUGAGUUGACUCUCGACAAGGGCCUGCCUAGCAGAAUCGAGUGUGACAUUGUCAACACUGACCGAGCGAUGGGUACAUCCCUGUCCUACCAAAUCUCUAAGAGAUAUGGUGAGGCUGGCCUGCCCCUGGACACCGUCCACGUCAACAUCAAGGGUUCCGCCGGUCAGUCAUUCGGUGCCUUCCUCGCACCCGGUAUCACCUUGGAGCUUGAGGGUGAUGCCAACGACUACGUCGGUAAGGGUCUUUCAGGUGGUCGCCUGAUCGUCUACCCUCCCCGAUCUGCUGUCUUCAAGGCUGAGGAGAACGUUCUGAUCGGUAACACCUGCUUGUAUGGUGCAACCCUCGGAACCUGUUUCUUCAGGGGUGUUGCCGCAGAGCGAUUUGCUGUCCGUAACUCCGGUGCGACUGCCGUCGUUGAGGGUGUUGGUGACCACGGUUGUGAGUACAUGACUGGUGGACGCGUUGUCGUCCUUGGCAGCACUGGCCGUAACUUCGCUGCUGGUAUGUCUGGUGGUAUCGCCUAUGUCCUUGACAUUCACCGCGACUUCAUGUCCAAGCUCAACAUGGAGAUGGUUGAAGCCUCGGAAGUUGAGGAUCCCACUGAGAUUGCCUUCCUGCGUGGCUUGAUCGAGGACCACCACCACUACACUGGAUCUGAGCUCGCCGCUCGUAUCCUGGUGGACUUCAACAGGGCGCUGCCCCGCUUCGUCAAGGUCCUUCCCGUCGACUACAAGAGAGUCCUCGAAGAGGAAGCCGCCAAGGCCGCCGAGGCCAAGCGCGCCGAGUACAACCUGCCUGUCCUCCCUGGUUCCAAGCACAAGAAGGAGGAGAAGGGUGGCAAGCUCCAGGACAUGGAGGAGGCCGUCGGCGACAAUGCAGCUGAGAAGAAGCGCGCCCUCGUCUUGGACAAGACCAAGGGUUUCAUGAAGUACCAGCGCCGCUCGGAGAAGUACAGAAACGCCAAGACACGCACCAAGGAUUGGCAAGAGCUGUCCCAGCGUCUCGACGAGGACGAGCUCAAGUACCAGUCGGCCCGUUGCAUGGACUGUGGUGUUCCCUUCUGCCAAUCUGAGACCGGUUGCCCGAUCUCCAACAUCAUCCCCAAAUGGAACGAAUUGGUCUUUCAAAAUCAGUGGCAAGAUGCCCUGAACCGCCUGUUGAUGACCAACAACUUCCCCGAGUUCACUGGUCGUGUCUGCCCUGCUCCUUGCGAGGGCGCCUGUGUGCUCGGCAUCAACGAGGACCCCGUCGGCAUCAAGUCGAUCGAGUGUGCCAUCAUCGACAGAGGCUUCGAGAUGGGCUGGAUGGUUCCUCAGCCGCCCAAGGUACGCACUGGCAAGACCAUCGCCAUCGUUGGCUCUGGUCCCGCCGGUCUGGCCUGUGCCGACCAGCUCAACCGGGCUGGACACACUGUCACGGUCUACGAGCGUGCUGACAGGCCUGGGGGUCUGCUCAUGUACGGUAUCCCCAACAUGAAGCUCGACAAGCGCAUUGUCAAGAGACGUACCGACUUCAUGGCCGCCGAAGGCAUCAUCUUCAAGACCGGCGUUGCCAUUGGCGAGGACAUCUCCCUGUCCGACCUCAAGGCCCAGAACGACGCCGUCGUCAUUGCCACUGGUGCCACUGUUGCCCGUGACCUUCCCAUCAAGGGCCGCAACCUGGAGGGUAUCCACUUUGCCAUGGAGUUCCUGCACAAGAACACCAAGUCCCUGCUCGACUCGGAGCUGCAGGACGGCGCCUACCUCUCGGCCAAGGACAAGGACGUGGUCGUCAUUGGUGGUGGUGAUACCGGAAACGACUGCAUUGGUACCUCGGUCCGUCACGGCGCCAAGUCGGUCAUCAACUUCGAACUUCUGCCGCAGCCGCCGCCCCAGCGUGGCAACGACAACCCCUGGCCCCAGUGGCCUCGUAUCUACCGUGUCGACUACGGUCACACCGAGGUCAAGCAACACAUGGGCAAGGACCCCCGCGAGUACUGCAUCAUGUCGGAGGAGUUCGUCGACGACGGCACUGGCCGCGUCAAGGGCAUCAACACGAUCCGUGUCGAGUGGACCAAGUCUGCCUCGGGCGGCUGGGACAUGAAGAAGCUGGAGGACACCAAGCAGUUCUUCCCCGCCGACCUGGUGCUCCUGUCGAUGGGUUUCCUCGGCCCCGAGGCCCGCGUGCUCGGCGAGGAGAUCGAGAAGGACGCCAGGAAGAACGUCAAGACCCCGGCUGGCUCGUACGCCACCAACGUUCCCGGCAUCUUCGCCGCUGGUGACUGCCGCCGCGGACAGUCGCUCAUCGUCUGGGGCAUCAACGAAGGACGACAGGCUGCCCGCGAGGUCGAUCUGUUCCUCGAGAAGUGCACCAGCCUGCCGGUCACUGGUGGCAUCAUCAAGCGCACGGCCCAGGAGAUCUUCAGCGUCGCUGCGGCAUAA
Neoarthrinium moseri is the source of this 6333-nucleotide messenger RNA. RefSeq lists its product as uncharacterized. NCBI's taxonomy places the organism in Eukaryota, Fungi, Ascomycota, Sordariomycetes, Amphisphaeriales, Apiosporaceae. Gene Ontology annotation, molecular function: iron ion binding; glutamate synthase (NADH) activity; iron-sulfur cluster binding. The coding region runs from base 1 to 6333 and encodes 2110 amino acids. The record is from RefSeq and is a predicted model, not a curated record. The transcript has 5 exons.